GGAAGUGGCCUGCGAGCUUUGCGACGCAGAGGAGACCUGCAGCGGUGCUGCACCGCCGGUGAGACCGAUCUUUGUGAGAGGACUUUUGUCUGGACAUGGGUUGUUCUGAAACAUGAUCCGAUGAUAUUCCCGCCUGUUGCUAUUCCGGUUCCAUCGCGACGAGCCUUUUAAAUCCCCCUUAACGCCAUAAAAACAGAGGAGAGCCGGCUGGAGCCAUGGGUUCACUCCAGUCCUCUCCAAGCCAUCCGGACUAUGUGGAUUUGGCGGAGAAAACAGGCUUUUCGUUAGAACAGAUUUCCAUCUUGCAUAAAAGGUUCAAGCAGCUGAGCCACAAUGAAGAUAAACUGAGGAGAGAACACCUCGAUCAAAUCACAGAUCUACAAGCCAAUCCCAUCCGGGAACAGAUCGUUGAAGCUUUCUUUGACAAAAGAAACUUCUACCAGGAUAUUGAGGAACCGGUCAACGAGAUUAACUUUGAAAACUUCCUGGAGGUCAUGUCUAACUUCCGGCCGCCGUCAGAUAACUUGUCAGAGGAACAGCUCGUAAAAGUCAGGAAGGAGAAGCUGAGAUUUUUGUUCAACAUGCACGACACGGACAAAGACGGAACCAUCACCCUUGAAGAAUACAGACACGUUGUGGAGGAGCUGCUGUCUUACUAUGAGGCGUUGGAGAAUGAGACGGCCAGAGGAAUUGCUGAUGCGGCCAUGUUGGAGGUGGCCAGUAUCACAAGAGGUCACAUGGAACCUGAUGAAUUCUACGAGGGAAUCACGUUUGAGCACUUUCUGAAACUGCUGGAGGGCUUUGAAAUCGAGUCAAGAAUGAGCAUUCGCUUCAUGAACAUGGACACCACAACCCUGUGUAAGUUGGAAUGUCGCAGUGAAUAAACCAAAUAUUUCCGGCUAAAAACCUG
Messenger RNA from Oryzias melastigma (Indian medaka), 910 nucleotides. RefSeq names its product tescalcin b (gene tescb). The record is from RefSeq and is a predicted model, not a curated record. Gene Ontology annotation, molecular function: calcium ion binding. The transcript is spliced from 8 exons. The coding region runs from base 216 to 884 and encodes 222 amino acids. NCBI's taxonomy places the organism in Eukaryota, Metazoa, Chordata, Actinopteri, Beloniformes, Adrianichthyidae.